This is a messenger RNA of Macadamia integrifolia, 857 nucleotides long. Its product is annotated as SKP1-like protein 1A. The transcript is spliced from 2 exons. Bases 82 to 585 code for a protein of 167 amino acids. The record is from RefSeq and is a predicted model, not a curated record. Gene Ontology annotation, biological process: SCF-dependent proteasomal ubiquitin-dependent protein catabolic process. Gene Ontology annotation, molecular function: cullin family protein binding. Gene Ontology annotation, cellular component: nucleus; cytoplasm. Lineage: Eukaryota; Viridiplantae; Streptophyta; Magnoliopsida; Proteales; Proteaceae.
ACUCUCUCAGUUCUGAAAUAGUUGCUGCAACACCUUCCCUCUUCAGAAAGUCAUUUGAAGCAGUUCUACAAUCAGCCAACCAUGUCAAUGAUCAGUGGGGAUAAAUCAUCUACAGAGAUACUAAGUUUGAAAAGCUCUGAUAAUGAAAUCUUUGAAGUGAAGAAAGAAGUGGUGCUUGAGUCAAUCACCUUAAGGGGUAUGGUAGAAGAGGAUGAGUUUUCAGAUACUCUUAUCCCUCUUCCUAACGUGGAAGGAAAGAUACUAUCAAAAAUAAUCCAUUACUGCCAAAAGCAUACCGAGGCUCGAGCUAAAGUUAAUGGGAGUGAAGGGGCUGCUGAUAGUAAAGAGAUUAAGGAUUUCGAUUCUGAAUUUAUUAAUGUUGAUGAUAAAACCCUACUCGGUAUCAUCUUAGCAGCUAACUACUUGAAUAUUAAAGAUCUGUUGGAUUUAGGUUGUCAAAAAAUAGCUGAUAACAUCAAAGAGAAGUCUGUAGAAGAUGUUCGUAAAACCUUCAACAUCAAGAAUGACUUUACACCUGAGGAGGAGAAAGCAAUUCGUGAAGAGAACUUGUGGGCUUUUGAUUAGAUUUUAGUUUAAUUAGUAUGGUGUUUACAAAUUUUAUCUCUACAACUUUUCUUGUAAUUCAUAUUUAGAGUCUUUGUUCUUAUUUUGGAGUAUUGUAGAGAGGAUCAGGAAGAGAAGUGUGGGACUUGAAAAGAAAUAUUGUGCAGUCUAUUGGAGGAUUGCUUCAGAUCAUGUUUGAGCAUAUGUAAAAACGAAACCCACUCCAUAGCGAAAUUAUCACUGAUAAGUUUAGGUAACGUGGAAAGAACUUUUAGAACCCUUUUUAAAGGGUA